AUGUCAAUGAGAGGAAUCGGAGGGCCACUUCUAUGCAUCGGAGAUCUCCUGAACGACGUCGGAGAAGAACAACAAGGAGACUCUCUCCGUCGCGAAGCCUCUCCCACUCCCUCCUCGUCCCAGCUCAACGAUAACUAUCCACCUCCUGACCUCACCAAACUCUUCCAGGAACAUUACGAUCACUUGAAUUCGGCUCUCUCUGGCACCGACCACUCUUGGACUUCUCUCACCUUGAAGUUAUGCGCUGCUCUAGAAACUGCUAAUCAGCUGGUUCAGUCAACCAACUCAAAUGUUGCAUCCUUGUCUGAGAGGGUUGAGGAGCUUCAGAAAAUUGUUAAGAGAGGGGAUUCUGCUAUAGCAGCAGCGAAGGCCCUUUAUUAUGUUACCCCUGACAAUCACAGUAGUGUCUCAAAGUGA
Sphenostylis stenocarpa is the source of this 417-nucleotide messenger RNA. The record is from the annotation of a GenBank genome assembly. NCBI's taxonomy places the organism in Eukaryota, Viridiplantae, Streptophyta, Magnoliopsida, Fabales, Fabaceae.